UGCGUCGCGACUCCGGAGAUUUCCACGCACCGAAUCCUCGCCGGGGGUUCCGCGCGCAUCGUCGUGUGCUCCGACGGCGUCUGGGACGUGUUCGACUCGCUGAAGGCGAUGAAGACGAUUCGGUCGAGCCGCGCCGUGGACGACGCGGCUCGGAAGCUGUGCACGGUGGCGAGGGAGAAGCGGGAGUUCAGCGGCAUCUCGCUGGACGACAUCUCGACAAUCGUCGUCGACGUCGGCGAGUACACGCCGGGCGCCGGCGACGCCCCCGCGUGCUCUUGCGUCGUGCAGUGAGGCGACGAGCGCGUGUAAAUAUUAAUCGCAAAGUUCUUUUU
This is a messenger RNA of Micromonas commoda, 332 nucleotides long. RefSeq lists its product with no specific name. The transcript has a single exon. The record is from RefSeq and is a predicted model, not a curated record. Bases 109 to 291 code for a protein of 60 amino acids. NCBI's taxonomy places the organism in Eukaryota, Viridiplantae, Chlorophyta, Mamiellophyceae, Mamiellales, Mamiellaceae.